GUCCUACGCAUUUAUCCUUAUCUGGAUGCUCAAUGUCAAAGUCUUAAAUUAAGUCUUAAAUUGCCUGUGACUGAUACCAAAAAAACGAGUAUCUGUAGUCAAAGUACCGUGUAUGAAUUGCCCAUGACUUACAUCAGAAAAAUAAAUAUAUAUACAUGUGAUGUAUUUCCUCAGAAGACACACAGAAAGAGAUGGAGAAGAGCAUAUUUGUUGGCUCGAUCUUUUUCAGCUGCUUCAUUUUACUGCAAUUGCCUGGCUCGAUUGCAGCUCCAACAGAUGGUUUCACAGCACAAGAUUUCACCUUUGACAUUCAAAAACCAUACGAUAAAAGUGUAGAUCAACGCUACACCUUCAUCAAUGACGUCCACACCAUGUGGGUUUUCAGCAAUGAUAAACCCCACACACCCAGCAGCAAUACUAAGCCCCGUACGGAAAUGCGUUUCCGAGCCAAGGGCGGCGAUUAUACGUCAGGGGUUUGGCAAUUCGAGGGGGAUAUGUAUGUGCCGUCUGGAAGCACGGGCGUAGCGGCGAUGCAAGUCAUGGGCGGGGCUAAUGGAGUCUCUGCAGCUCUGCAAAUUAGGGUUUACGAUGGGGUGUUGAAAGAAUAUGGGUCUUCUCCUGCUACUUCAUUCGGACCUGCCAAUAUAUACGAUCGCUGGAUUCACCUUAACGUCAUUCAUGAUGCGGAUAAUAAGCACAUUCAAAUCUAUUUGGAUGGCAAACUCAGCUUUGAUGCUUCAAACCCUGGGACUGGAAGCCAUUAUUUUAAAUGCGGAGUUUAUACACAGAACAAUUCGAGCCAGAGAAUGGAGUCGCGGUGGAGGAAUAUUAAGAUCUGGAAGCGUAAUUAGCUUCUCUGUCUGCAAGUUUUUAUAAAUGGAUAAUGUAUUUGUGUUUCAAAUAAAAGAUUUGUGCCUCCUGAAAUCAAUCGACCCGAGUCACCUGCGACUUUGUU
Molecule: messenger RNA, 955 nt
Organism: Cryptomeria japonica (Japanese cedar)
Lineage: Eukaryota; Viridiplantae; Streptophyta; Pinopsida; Cupressales; Cupressaceae
Product: citrate-binding protein
Exons: 2
Coding region: 192-851 (219 amino acids)
Source: RefSeq, a predicted model, not a curated record